Orcinus orca (killer whale) is the source of this 8356-nucleotide messenger RNA. It is a transcript of the gene PPFIBP2, whose product is annotated as PPFIA binding protein 2. Gene Ontology annotation, cellular component: presynaptic active zone; membrane. Gene Ontology annotation, biological process: signal transduction; neuromuscular junction development. The record is from RefSeq and is a predicted model, not a curated record. The coding region runs from base 6678 to 7883 and encodes 401 amino acids. NCBI's taxonomy places the organism in Eukaryota, Metazoa, Chordata, Mammalia, Artiodactyla, Delphinidae. Gene Ontology annotation, molecular function: protein binding. The transcript has 3 exons.
UAGUUGUCCUUCCCUACUAAGUACUAAGGCAAAUGCCUCAACAUGCCUUAAUAAUCUCUGAGAGAUCCAUUAUAGCUAAUCUUCAUAAUGUCAUCUGAUGUCAUUAAGAAAAUAAUAAAUGGCUGCAAAUAGAUUUGAAAGGUAGUUGGGAAGAUUUCCAUGAACAUAAGGUUAAAAAAUGUUUUGAAAUUUUCUGGGUGAAAAGAAAAUUUGUGCUUUCUGAAAAUUGGUUUAUGAAGAAUGUCUCAUUCUCCAGCAAGGAUAGAGAAGUGAGGGAUCAUGUCCUCAGCACUGCAUGGCUUGUAAAACUGAUGUAUCCAAGCACUCAGUCUUCAUAGGCACGUGGGCUAUGGUGACCCACAGUGAAAUUAUCUCACAUUUGUCCAGCUUCCUAGGAGAUGGAAGGCACUGAGCGCUUCAAAAUAAUAUAAGAUUUGUGGUCAGUGCUUAAACCCAUUAAGUGGGCCUCUGUAAUGGAGCUGAGGUCUGCACAUCAUACAUGUGAAUUUCCAAGUGUCUUUCCGAGAGCCGGUUAGGUGGUAUGUCCUGGCUGCCAGGUGGGAGUGAGCAUGAUUUAGACAAGGGACCAGUUCCUGAGUCAGUUGUGAGCCCAGCCCAAGAGGAAAGCCCAGCGUUUCUUUCAAGAGUUAGUCUAAGCAAGGAUGUGUGUCUAAACUCUAAGAGCUGAGUGGGAGACAUACGGCAAACAUAAACAGAGUAGCAGAAACUGGGUCCCGAAGAGGACCUUGCUGGCCACCAGGAGGGUACCUCACUCACCCCUAUGCCUUGGCCUACCUUUCAUUCCAACUGUAGAUCUUCAUUCAGAUUUAACUUCCUUGCAAAGCCUUCCUGAGCCUGAGGAAUUUAUUGGGGAGGAACUGGCAGACGGUCAAGGCUUCGAAACAGGGGAAUUAGGUAAUGAGCUUUGCCAACUGGCUCCAUCCCCCUGGCUGCAGUCUGAAUGUUAAAACUAGAAGGGGGUCAGAAUGGAGGCUGUUGAAAACAAUGCAGAAUCUGGCCGUGAACCCGACUCCGCCCUCUCUCUACCUCUCAUUUGGUCAGUAAACGAGUUCUGUCAAUUGUACAUUCUAAAUAUUUCUCAAAGACGUCUGCAGUGCUGAUCACCAAUGACAAUGUAUGUUUUUUUUCCCCACACCACCAUUCUCCUUUACCAGCUGGGUGUCCUACAAUGUAACUCAGUGCUGACACUGUCUACCUGGAGGUAGCACCAGAUCCCACAGGUUCGGGGCUCAGUCCCACAGGACUGCCUCCACUUCGGAUGCCAGUCCCCAGUCCACGUUGUCAUGUCACCUGUGCUUCUGACCAUCUGGCUAUAAGUCCGUGGUUCCCACAGUCCCCUUCUUGAGUUUGUUUAACUUGCUGGAGCAGCUCACAGAACUCAGAGAAGCACUUUACUUACUAGAUUACUGGUAUCUUAUAAAACGAUAUAACUCAGGAGCAGUCAGUUGGAAGAGAUGCAUAGGGCAAGGUGUAGGGAAAGGGCGUGGAGCUUCCAUACUCUCUGGGAGCAGCCUCUCCUGAAUCUAUGUAUUUAUCAACCAGGAAGCUCUCCGAACUCUUUCUCCUUGUGGGUUUCUCUCGAGGCUUCAUUACAGAGGCAUGAUUGAUUAAAUCAUUGGCCACUGGUGACUAACCUCAACUUCCAGCCCCUCUUCCCUCCCCCAGGUCAGGGGGUGGAAAGGAAAGCUUCAACCCUUUCAUCACAAGGUUGGCUCCACUGGCAACCAGCCCCCAUCCUUAGGUGAUUUCCAAAGGCACCUCAUUAACAAAACAAAAGACACUUUAAUGGCUCUCAUCAAAGAAAACUCCAGGAACAGUGGUGGAAGACCAAAUAUAUGUUUCUUAUUAUCAAUCACAAUACCAUGACAUCCAUUUAUCUCUCUCUCUGCUGACACUACUUUUGUUCUGGCCCUCCUGAUCUCUCCACGAAUCACCAUAACAGCAUCCUCAUCUCCCACCUUGAAUUUAGUCUUGUUGCCUUUACCUGGCUUCCAGAGACAUCUCUCUGGAACACAGACCUAUUUCUGUAACUCAUUUACUUGAAACUCUAAUUGUCUCUCAUUCUUCCUACCAUAACAUCUAAAAUAUUUGGUGUGUUCUACAAACUUGGCAAAGUGUGGCCUCUGCUUACCCUACUGAAGUGGGUGCUGCGGGAUGUUGGCCAAAUCUACCCUUCAGGAUAAGGAGACUCAUUCCCUCAGUUGUGUGGGUGUUGCUGCUAACAGCUCAGAGCUGAGUCCUUCUCCAGGCCGUGUCCUCAGCCAGGGGAAGCUGCCCUACUCAAGGUUAUACACGCUCCCUUCCCAGGAACAGCCCCCACCAAGGAGUGCUUGAUGCAGGGCUGCCAAGGCAUCGUCCCUUUGCCUCCAUUCUGGACACGUCUGAAGGUCCCGCCUAGUUCCAGAGCUCCUUGUGGGAUUGGUUGAUGCCUCUGUUGCAACUGCAUUGCAGGUGAACUUCUCUCUUUGCUCACUCAUGCUCCAUUCAUCCCCCCACAGGUAUUGUUCCAGAGAGUAUACCCCCAGAAAUGUCUUGCUUUUGUAAGGGAGCAAAAUUUCCCACCCCAAAAUCUCUGGCAUUUGGAUUAUUUCGAGCUGAAAACAAUCAAGGCCCAAGACUCAGGAAGAAACUUUGACCUUCCCCCUAACUGCCUAAAAGAACAUAGAUAGAGGACCUCUUCCCUUUGGGAAGGGAGCCAUCACUAUAGAUAACAAAGUAUGAACCAGCUGUGACAGACAGAAAGGAACCUAGCAAAGUCUGUUAAAAUUUCUCUCUGUGUCCCUCUGUCUCUACAGGAACCAGCAAACAUUUGUUUACCAGACAUUUGCUUUUCCAUCUCCAUGUGAAUUGCCUUCCUCCCCUUUGAAGUCCCAAAUCACUACCCCAACAGCUUCUUUUGUCUUUAGCUGAGGAUGGUAUUUAAGGUGAGGGCUUCAGCCAUUCUGACGAGUUACUGUUUCCCUGGGUCUCUCCAAUGCACACGUGUUUUUAAAUUUCUGUUUGAUUUUCUCUUGUUAAUCUGCCUCAUGUCGAUUUAAUUCUUAGGCCAGCCAGAAGAACCUAGAAGGGUAGAGAAAAAUGUUUUCCUCCCCACAAGGGGUUGGCUGAGGUCACAUUUUAAAGGGCUUUCCUUUUGGCAUAAAAGCAGCCAAUGUUUUAUCUAAAGAGACAGGGAAUUAGAGGCCGCUCCAGUCACUCAAGCAGGAAACAAUGCAAUUAGUUGUAAAAGGGUGGAAGAUUGGAGGAUGACAUUAAGGCAAAGAGCUAUUGGCGGUGGGGUGGGGGGGCAGGAGUGGUGAAUAAAAGAUAAAGGGAAGAAUCUGGGGAAAAAAGAGAAGAAAAAAACAGACGUCCUGUCCAGAUCCAGAUGAUGAAUUCUAGUAUCCCAGAUGGAAUUCUGUUGACUUGGCCUCUGCCUCCUUAAGAAGACAAGGUCUCCUCCUCACAGACUUUCCUGGAGUUAGCCAGCACCCCUCAGUAAAGUGGAGGGUGCAGGGAGCAGAGAAGGCUCUAGAAAUCAGGGGGUCAGUUAGCAUGGAGGCACAGCAGCAAAAGGACCACCAGUAAUGAAGAUAGUGAAUUCCAAGAGGACCUGGAAAACUGGAUGAGAUCAGCCUCGGUGGGCUGAUGAGGCUGGACAUUCGCAUGUCCAGUUCUGACUGGUCAUUUAGGGAAAAACACCAACUCGGGGCUGGGCUUACAGCUCAAUGACUAGUGACUUAGGUCCAACCACAUUGAGGACAUAGUGGUAGCUGUCAAAGGGCUUAAGUUUCCUCUCUCAGGAUACCUGGACUGGAAAGCAGAUGGAUCAGGCACUUGCAAAGGAGAAAAGGGGUCACUGUGCUGGGUCACUAGCCUCCUUAAUGAGCUAGCUUAUAGCAGUGGUCAAGGCCAGAGGUUAAAGGUAAGGAAGGGAAAAGAACCAAGCGGAUGAUUUUAUCCCAAUAGCAGGCUAAGGGGCACCAAGCCAUCUUUUUCUUUCCAUUGAGUAAGGCCUGCUCUGAAUAUAGAUGGCCACCAUUGGCCACUGUAUGUCAGUCAAAGCUGUGACUAUCUCCGAAAGGAGUUUAACUUUCCUUUUUGAAACUUCUGGUCACAAGAACAUGAGGGUUUCCACUCAUGUUCCAGUCCUGCCCCAUGGCUCAUCAGUCCUAAUGGGUUAGGGGAACCAGCUGUGGGCUUUGCUGCCUCUGGGGUCACAAGAGUAAAAGCUUGCCAACCAAGACCAGGUGUGGGCAGUUAGAGCGGAGAGACCAGGCUUGUGCCUGUGAACCAGGUAACUGAAGAGAGUGUGUGGGGCAGAGAGGGAGCGUCUGCCAGGACUGAACUGAAGGGCUCUGAGGCCAAGCUCUUUGGAGGCCCUUCCAGAGACAUGGGGGCAACAGCAGCCUUGGAAACAGCCCAAGGACAUGUGCUACAAUGAGGCCUCCCACUUUGUUCUCACCGAGUCUCCAGUAAUUCUUUAGACGCCAUUAGUAUUGAAUGUAUAUUUCAUUGUAAAAAUAAUGUAAACCUGCUAUAGAAAACCAAGAAAAAGAUUACCCCAAGAAAACACUGCCUCCUAAAAGUUAAUUGUGAGUUUCACUUCCACUGGAUCUUAUCCAUCUUAGUUCACCAUCUCCAAGUUAGGACUUAAGGAGUUCAUCAGGAAAAUCAACCAGGACUUCCCUGGCGGCGCAGUGAUUAAGAAAUCACCUGCCAAUGGAGGGGACACGGGUUCGUAUCCCUGGUCUGGGAAGAUCCCACAUGCCACGGAGCAACUAAGCCCGUGCGCCACAACUGCUCAGCCCGCAUGCCACAACUACUGAAGCCUGCAGGACUAGAGCCUGUGCUCCGCAACAAGAGAAGCCACCGCAGUGAGAAAUCCAAGCACUGCAAGGAAGAGUAGCCCCCACUCACCGCAACUAGAGAAAGCCCGCGCGCAGCAACAAAGUGAAGACCCAAUGCAGCCAAAUAAAUAAAUAAAUAAAAUUUUAAAAGAAAAUCAACCAGAGCACCUUUAGCAUAACACUUUAUUCCAAAAUGCCAGGCAUGAAAAGUUUCCCAAAGAGCAUUCUCACUCAGGGAAGGAGGCUGAGUGGGGCAGUAUUUUUCAUGAGAAUUUAAGAGGAGAGAUCAGCAGAAGUUCACCUAGAUUGGGGAAUACCGUUGCCCCUUGAUAUCCGCGGGGAAUUCAGUCCAGGACUGCCCCAUCCCCCGUCCCCUACCCCCGCAUCCCGAAGAUACCAAAAUCCUGCGAUGCUCACCUUCCUUAUGUAAAAUGGCUUAGUACACUUAGCCCUCCACAUCCGCAGAUACAGAGGGCUGAAUGUCAUCAAAGACAGUUCUUGGAAAUAGGAGGAAUUGUUCUUAAGGAUGAGGAGCCAUUGUCUGUGAUGAUACCAAGAGGGUGGGAAGGAACAGUUAGGGGCUGACCUCACUUGGAAGAGAGGUAGAGAGGAACAGCCAAUGGGGACAAGGACAUGCAAGGGCCACACUGGAAAAUUCUUUUAGUGUCUCUUGCAGGGACCAAAUACAAACCCAGGUCUUCUGACUCCUGGUCAGAGAUCUUUCCACCUCUCGUAGAUGCCCCAACCUUCUCCACUUUGGUAGGUGAUUGAGAAAGAACCGUGAGUAUCCUGGACCCAACCAUGGAAGGAGAGGUUGAGAUAAGUAGACCUGGACAGCAAAGGCGAAAAAUUGGAAGAUUUUACAAUUGUGUCCUAAGGAUGUGAUUUAUCUUCAGCUGGACUGGGGCCUGCAGGAGUUGAGUCCUAUGCAUUGCUGGCCUGCAGCUGCAAGUGAAGGGAAUUCUGCUACUGGAGACUGAGAAAACUCAAGGACCUCCGCGCUAAGGAGUUCCAUUUCCUGAUGGUUUGGCUCCGGAAAUGCCCCUGUAUCAGUAACUGUUUGGCUCUUAAUGAAACUCUUCUGAGCGUGAAUCUCAGAUUUUUCAGCUGCCUCCCUGGGUGGCUAGGCCUGUGGCCCAUUGGACCUCUCUCCCCAAGAGGCAAUGGGCCCAGUGCCCAGGCUGCUCAGAGACCGGGUAUAUCAGAGCUUUCAUUUUUCCUUGCUGUGCCUUUAAGAGCUGCAGGAAUGCAAAGAGUCUGGAGGAGGGGUGGGGUCUCCCAAAGGGAUUUCCGGGGAAAAGGAUCCCGGGAAUCUGGGCCAGAAACUAAACUGAGAGUCCAACUCUGAGAAGCUGGGGGUGGUGUGUGUGUUGGGUCAGGCCUGUGAUUGGACUGCAGAGUUCUCUAGGGAGGAAGAAAACAAAAGUAAAAAGGAAAGAGCUGGGGAGAGGGGAGAGGCCCACCCCGCCCCCCAUCCCACCCCUAUGCACACUCACCCAGGCCUGGAAGAGGGGACAGCCACUAGCCUGCAGAGGGUCCGUGUGUGUCAAAGGUGAUAGUGACAGAUGCUGGACCCAGGGAGACCUCUACCCCAAGUCGGCCUGCAGGGCCUCCGGAGACUGACUUGCCAACAGCUGGACUUGAUCACCAGCUUGCUAAGCAAGAUCACGCAUCUGAGGGAGUAACUAGCAGACUUUGCUGUCUGGCUGUUUUUGGAGAAUUUUUCUCAGCAGCGGCUAGAAAGCAGGAGACCACCCCCUGGACCCUUGAGCCUUCUUCGAGAAGCAACAGCAGAAGAGAUUCCCACCCUGGGUGGUUUGCAGGACCAUGCUGGCUCUUAGGCGAGCUUCUGCUUUCAGCGUUCUGAUCCUCACGGCCUUUCUGCCCCUGCCGCAGUUCGCCCAGGACCCGGCCAUGGUGCACUACAUCUAUCAGCGCUUUCAAGUCUUGGAGCAAGGACUGCAGAAAUGUACCCAAGCAACGAGAGAAUACAUUGAAGAUUUCCGAGAGUUCUCGAAAAACAUAUCCGUUAUGCUGGGACGAUGUCAGACGUACACAAGUGAGUACAAGAGUGCGGUCCAUAACCUGGCCCUGAGAGUCGAACGUGCCCAGCGGGAGAUCGACUACCUGGAGUACCUGCGGGAGGCUGAGGUGUGCACAGAGUCAGAGGACAAGAUGCUGACAGAAAAGCAAGUCCAAGGAGCUGAGGAGGAGAAAAGGAUCCGGACACUGCUGAAUGCAAGCUGCGACAACAUGCUGAUGGGCAUAAAGUCUCUGAAAAUAGUGAAGAAGACAAUGGACACAGAUGGCUCUUGGAUGAAAGAUGCUGUCAGAGACUCUCCAAAAGUUUAUCUCUUAAUUGGAUCCAGAAAUAACACUGUCUGGGAAUUUGCCAGCAUACGGGCAUUCAUGGAAGAUAGCACCAAGCCAGCCCCCCGGAAGCUGAUCCUAACACAUUCCUGGCAGGGGACAGGCCAAGUGAUCUACAAAGGUUUCCUGUUUUUUCACAGCCAAGGGACUCCCAAUGAGAUCAUCAAAUAUAACCUGCAGAAGAGGACCGUGGAAGAUCGAAUGCUGCUCUCGGGAGGGGCAGGCAGAGCCCUGGCCUACCCGCGCUCCCCCUCGACUUACAUUGACCUGGCUGCGGAUGAGCACGGGCUCUGGGCCAUCCACUCAGGGCCAAGCAUCCACGGCCAUUUGGUUCUCACGAAAAUUGAGCCCGACACACUGGGAGUGGAACACUCAUGGGACACUCCAUGCAGAAGUCAGGAUGCCGAAGCCUCAUUCCUCUUGUGUGGUGUCCUCUACGUGGUCUAUAGCUCUGGUGGCCUCGGCCCGCAUCACAUCACUUGUGUCUAUGAUCCGCUGGGCGCUGUCAUGGAGGAGGAUCUGCCCAACGUGUUCUUCCCCAGGCGGUCGAGGAGUCACUCCAUGAUCCAUUACAACCCUAGAGAUAAGCAGCUCUAUGCCUGGAAUGAUGGAAACCAGAUCAUUUACAAACUCCAGACAAAGAGAAAGCAGCCUCUGCAGUGAUGCGUUGCAGCCACGAGGGAGAGCGCCGGGGAUGCUGCUCUCCAGGAGACGGAAGCCACAGCCCCUUUGCAACACAGAAUCCCUCUAAUUGCACACAGGGAUAGGGGCUGGAAGUGGGAAUGCGCACGCGUCCUUUUCCAGAUGGUACUGCCUUCAGUAUCUUCCAGGAGCAUAGAUGAGAGUCUGUCAUUCAGGAAUUUUCAACAACUUCCAUUACCCAUCCAAACCUCCUGGAGCUCAAGGCCUUCCACAUUCCGAUCCAGUUUACUUCCAACCUUUUCUUUUACUAGCAUUUACUCUAACUCUCCCCGCCCCCGCCCCCCAGCCAUUAGAAAUGUAAGCCACCCUCUAAUACUCCUGGCUUCUCUCUCCUCUGGUCUUUGCUCAAAUCUCUUUCCUCUUUCACAAAUGCCUACUGAUAUUCUUCCAUUAUUCACUGCCCAAAUAAAGUACUAUUUCUUAUUGAUGUUUAA